This is a messenger RNA of Naegleria gruberi, 612 nucleotides long. RefSeq lists its product as uncharacterized. The coding region runs from base 1 to 612 and encodes 203 amino acids. The transcript has a single exon. NCBI's taxonomy places the organism in Eukaryota, Heterolobosea, Eutetramitea, Acrasida, Naegleriidae. The record is from RefSeq and is a predicted model, not a curated record.
AUGUUCUUUGCAGCCAUGCACGCAGAAAUGAUGGUCAGAGCAAAACUAAUCAUUCCGAAUAAUGUUCAUCAAACGCUCGAUAAUAUUCGUGAUCAUAAUUGGUUGUUUUAUAGUGGCUUGCUUUCUUAUUUAAUUGUUUUAAUGUGUGAUUUGGUAGUUUCUGUCGGAAUGCACAUUUACCUGAAGAGAUUUGAUGAGAAAUUGUCGUGGAUUGUUGCAUCAAUGAGAGUGAUUUAUACAAUGAUAUUUUCCUAUGCCAUUAUACAAUUGUUUGUUGGGUUUCAAUUGGCGCUUCAUCCAAAAUUUGAAAAGCAAGUGACUUGUAUGAAGUAUUUUGAAGAGUUUGAAAUGAUUUUCAAUGGAGCUUUGAUUUUAUUUGGAGUUUAUUUGAUAUUUGCUGCUUGGUUGUGUAAGAAAUCGAAUUUAAUUUACAAGUGGGUCUGUAUUUUGUUGGCUAUUGCUGGAUUGGCUUAUUGUGUGGAUAAUAUUUUAAAGUUGAGUUAUAGUAAGGAAUAUUAUGUGGAACAUUAUCAAUCUGUGACCCUGCCUCUUGUUGCUAUUCCAGCAAUAUUUGGAGAAGUAGGAUUGGCUAUUUCACUACUCAGACAGUGA